AUCGAUCCGCCCACCAGAGCCGGUUUCUCCCUGAAACUGAAGCGGACGCCGGUCGGACGAAGCCCACAUAUCCGCGUGUUUAAAGACUAAAACCGACGUGUCAGCGUUAACCCAACGGGACAACGAAUUCAGCCACUAAACCGGAUUUCAGGAAUAGCGGAAAGAAGGCUAAGGAGCGGGAGUUCGGAUAAUUUGUUCCAACUUUUAGCUGUCAGUGUCUUCGGGGGGGAGAGGACUUCCAGAAGCCGGUGAGGGGGUACCCCACAGCGGCCCGUAUCAGCGAAGGAGGCCGGGGACAGGUGGGCGAGGAGCGGGACUCUACUGCGCCCAGGGACGGUCUAUCUCCGGGGGGAAAGUUUUAAAUCUACACCGGGAUUAUUGCUCACAGGGUGCCGGGUCAUCCGGACAGAGACCUCAUGAAUGGAAAUCGGAACAACAGGAGCCGUUGGAGCCCAAGCCCUGUUUUCGUUGCCACGGCGACCUGGCUAUGGCACCAUUGGAAAGCCCAUCAAGCUUCUGGCCAACUGCUUCCAGGUGGAAAUCCCCAAGAUUGACGUCUACCUGUACGAGGUGGACAUCAAGCCGGACAAAUGUCCUCGACGGGUCAACAGGGAGGUGGUGGACUCCAUGGUGCAGCAUUUCAAGGUGACCAUCUUCGGUGACAGCCUGCCGGUUUACGAUGGGAAGAAAAGCCUCUACACUGCUAACCCACUACCCGUCGCAGCUAGUGGGGUCGAUCUGGACGUCACGCUGCCGGGCGAAGGUGGGAAGGAUCGCCCGUUCAAAGUCACCAUCAGAUUCGUGUCGUUGGUCAGCUGGCACAUGCUGCACGAGGUCUUGACGGGCCGAGGCGUUCCCGAGCCGCUGGACCUGGAUAAACCCCUGAGCACCAACCCCGUUCACGCCGUGGACGUCGUCCUUCGACAUCUGCCCUCCAUGAAGUACACCCCAGUUGGACGGUCCUUCUUUUCCUCCCCAGAGGGCUACGACCAUCCACUCGGCGGGGGGAGAGAGGUUUGGUUUGGCUUCCAUCAAUCUGUCCGGCCAGCCAUGUGGAAGAUGAUGCUCAAUAUUGACGUGUCGGCCACAGCUUUUUAUAAAGCCCAGCCAGUCAUUCAGUUCAUGUGUGAGGUUCUGGAUAUUCACAACAUUGAUGAGCAGCCGCGCCCUCUCACCGACUCCCACAGAGUCAAGUUCACCAAAGAGAUCAAAGGUCUUAAAGUUGAAGUGACACACUGUGGAACCAUGCGUAGGAAGUACAGAGUCUGUAAUGUGACGCGGCGUCCUGCCAGCCUCCAGACGUUUCCACUGCAGCUCGAGAACGGUCAGACAGUCGAACGCACGGUGGCUCAGUACUUCAGAGAGAAGUACAGUCUGCAGCUGAAAUACCCCCACCUGCCGUGUCUGCAGGUGGGCCAGGAGCAGAAACACACCUACCUGCCCCUGGAGGUGUGUAACAUCGUUGCGGGUCAACGCUGCAUUAAGAAACUGACAGAUAACCAGACGUCAACCAUGAUCAAAGCGACGGCCCGCUCCGCCCCGGACAGACAGGAGGAGAUCAGCCGGCUGGUACGGAGCGCAAACUAUGAGGCCGACCCGUUCGUCCAGGAGUUCCAGUUCCGAGUGCGAGACGAGAUGGCUCAGGUGACGGGCCGCGUCCUGCCGGCCCCCAUGCUGCAAUAUGGCGGCAGGGUGAGCUCUGAACCCUUUAUGCCCCAGCAGAUCAACCCUGCACUGUCGUUGCAGAACCGCACAGUGGCCACACCCAGUCACGGCGUCUGGGACAUGAGGGGGAAACAGUUCCACACCGGAGUGGAGAUCAAGAUGUGGGCCAUCGCCUGCUUCGCCACCCAGAGGCAGUGCAGAGAGGAGAUCCUCAAGAGUUUCACUGAUCAGCUGCGGAAAAUCUCAAAGGACGCUGGGAUGCCAAUCCAAGGCCAGCCAUGUUUCUGUAAAUACGCCCAGGGAGCAGACAGCGUGGAGCCCAUGUUCAGACACCUGAAGAACACCUACGCUGGGCUGCAGCUCAUCAUCGUAAUCCUGCCCGGCAAAACACCUGUCUAUGCCGAGGUGAAGCGGGUCGGAGACACUCUCCUGGGAAUGGCCACCCAGUGUGUGCAGGUGAAGAACGUGGUGAAGACGUCUCCUCAGACCCUCUCCAACCUCUGCCUCAAGAUCAACGUCAAACUGGGAGGCAUCAACAACAUCCUGGUUCCACACCAACGACCGUCUGUUUUCCAGCAGCCUGUGAUCUUCCUCGGGGCUGAUGUCACUCAUCCUCCAGCAGGAGACGGGAAAAAGCCUUCAAUUGCAGCGGUGGUGGGCAGCAUGGAUGCACAUCCCAGCAGGUACUGCGCCACAGUGCGGGUUCAGAGGCCCAGACAGGAGGUCAUCCAGGACUUGGCUUCUAUGGUGCGAGAGCUUUUGAUCCAGUUCUACAAGUCAACCCGCUACAAGCCAACCAGGAUCAUUUUCUACAGGGACGGAGUGUCAGAGGGCCAAUUUAGACAGGUGCUUUACUAUGAGCUGCUGGCUAUCAGGGAGGCAUGUAUCAGUCUGGAGAAGGAGUACCAGCCGGGGAUCACGUACAUCGUCGUACAGAAACGCCAUCACACGCGCCUCUUCUGUGCAGACCGCAACGAGCGGGUUGGACGAAGUGGAAACAUUCCCGCCGGCACCACAGUGGACACAGACAUCACUCACCCCUACGAGUUCGACUUUUACCUCUGCAGUCACGCUGGGAUCCAGGGAACGAGUCGGCCUUCCCACUACCACGUGCUGUGGGACGACAACUGCUUCACCGCCGACGAGUUCCAGCUCCUCACCUACCAGCUGUGCCACACCUACGUCCGCUGCACCCGCUCCGUCUCCAUCCCGGCGCCGGCCUACUACGCCCACCUGGUGGCCUUCCGUGCUCGCUACCAUCUGGUCGACAAAGAGCACGACAGUGCGGAGGGCAGCCAUGUCUCAGGGCAGAGUAAUGGCAGGGACCCCCAGUCGCUGGCCAAGGCUGUUCAGAUCCACCACGACACACUGAGGACCAUGUACUUCGCCUGAACGCCUCCUCCUCCUCCUCCUCCUCCUCCUCCCAACCACACAGCCAGUCUUAGUGUCCGACUCCCACGGGGCCGCCACGUCGGUGCAGCUCCAGUCUGUGGAAGUCAACUGCAGCAGCUGCGUAAGAACAGAGAGGAGUUUUGACAGAAGCUUUUAUUUUAGCUGGUUUUAUUUUAUUUUAUUUUAUUUUAUUUUAUUUUAUUUUGUGUGUGUGUGUGUGUGUGUGUGUGUUGGAAGAACGGCGGAGCAGCCCAUAAGCCUCACGCUGAGCCUAAAUGCUGCUGCUGCUUUGUAUCGUAGACGGUUUUACACGUUUUUGUUUGUGUGUUCUAAGCCUUUUAGAUCGUGUACGUUUCUCUCUUGAACAAAUUUAGCUUCGUUCUCAAAGUGGCGUGUUGCCUUAGAGGUUACUCUUCUGUCCCCCUUAACGCCACUGGCUCCUCACGGUCCGUCAGCCAGACAGGAGGAAGUAACUCUGCACUCCACCAACACAGACACUGAAUAAUUAUUUUUAUUUUUUUAAAUGAAUUAAACAAAGCCACAAAGUCAGAUGUUCUUAGAGGCAGCGUUGUUGCCUCACUGCGACAAAAAAGCUCUUUCAGCUCCGAUAAGAUAAAGAGUGUUAAACCAAACAUUGUACUCUUGGAUUUUAUCCCCCGUGCUAUUUAUGAUAUUUUUUUUUAAGAUUAAUUUUUUGAGCAAUACUGCACAUAGAGAGGACAACUCACCAGUUCUGACGACCACAAAAUUUUUUUCACAUUUGAAGUUAUUUAUGAAGAUAAGGUGCAAUAAGGUUUUAAUGCCGGGAGCGUGGGGGGUUCGGACGUUUUUAACGAGUAUUCAAGGAAGUUUUGUCAAGGUUUCGGUGAAGUAGGAUUCAGGAAAGUGCGAAAAGAGAUUAAACAAAAGUGCCUGAUGUGGAAGGUUUUUAAUCAUAAGUCGGUUUAGGUGCCUCGGUCCACGUGUUUGGUUAAAAAACAAAACAAAAAAAAAAAAUCCCAGACACUCGAGACUGGAGUCGAUCUCACUGCUUGUGUGGAUUUAACGUUUGUUUCCUCUUGAUCACAAAUAAUGAAACGUUUAUCUCAUAAAAAAAAUCAUUGAUCCACGAUGUUACCACAACAACGUUAUACCUCAAAAUUAUAUCAACAAUAAAUAUGUUCAUUCACACCUCAGUGAACUUCACUUCGGUCUGAUUACAGGUUAAGUUUCCAUCUAUAAUUUAUCUGAUCACGUGGAUGUAGUUUUAAGUUUAAUUCUCAUUACUUUUUGUGCCCAUUGAGAAAACAAAACGUUAUUACACACAUCUUGUCUGGUCUAUGGAGAAGGAUUAUGGCCACUGUAAAAAAAAAAAAAAAAAAAUUAAAAUCAUUUAUAAUAAUCUUAGAAAUUGAACUUUUCUCAGAAUUUUUAGUUUUUGUUCUGACUUCAUUGUUCUGAUGAUUAUUUUACUUUAAUUAUAUAUAUAUAUAUAUAAGUGCUGUCAAAUGAUUAAAAUGUUAAAUCAGAUGAAUCACAGAGUAAUUCAGAUUAAUCGCGAUUAAAUAUCGUUUUAUAUAUCUUUUUUAAUCUGUUAAUCGCAUUUCAUUUUAUAUCAGGAAACAGACUCAAGAAAGAAGGGAACAUAUCUGCACUACAGAACAACUUGAAACAACGGAGCAACUUUUUGUCUCUUUUUUUUUUUUUUUAAACCAACAUUUCUCCACAUUAAUGUGGCUCCUACGUUCCUCCUCUUUCAGCAGCUACCAAAACAAACUAACUCUUUGACAUUGUCUAACGGGAGGAGAACUGAUCGCUUCAUAUUUACAAUGCUGCUGCUACUGAGAACAGUCACAGUAGCCAGAGACAUUCAGCGUUAUCGCAGUCAUUUUGACAACCCUAAUGCAUUUUUUUAUUUUUAUUUUUUUUUUUUGCAGUGGCCUACACCCUCUCCUGUUUGUGUGACCUCUUUAUGAUGCAGCUAUAUUUAAAUAUAUUUAUACAUGUGUGAAUAUCAGAGCAGCCAUUAGUGGAUUAGUACCUGGCUCCGUGGCCUCUGAGGAUUCACUGUUUACACUCAGAAACUGAGCUCCAACAAAUGUCAUAUUUUCUCAAUAAUCUGUCUAUAAAAAGCCUCAGAAAAAUCAGUUUUUACGACCAUAUAACGCAGAAAAGAAACAUCUUUGCAUAAAAAAAAAAAAAAAAAACCAACAACUUCAGUCGACUUGUCUGUUGCAGCUCUCUACAAAUAUCUUCCUGACUCGGAGGAAGCAGCGUCGUUAUGCAAUAAUGUUUUCUGCCUUGAGCCGGUCACGAGCCGCGGUGCUGCUGUUUUUAGGAAGACGUCUUGAAUUAACAGUUUAGUUUAAACGCAGACGAAGCCUUCAGGUUUCAUCUCUUGGACCAAACCGAUGUGCCUGGUUCGGGGGUGAGUCGACGCUCACGGCCUUAAAGCUCGCCACGUGUCGCCAGAACCAAACUAUAGCUGCUAUAAGAAAACAAUGAUUUAAUUAAUACGUCAUCGAGACACAGAUCGGUAUUUUACUGCACUUAAAAAGUUUAUGGUUCGAUUAGAUAUUUAAAUGUUCGAGGAGUUUUAAAUAUGAAAUCUGUUCAUUACCAGCAGUCGGUUUUACUUGAAGGAUAGUUAAACACAAUUAAAGUCAGACUGGAGAUAUAUUUAUAUUUAAAGAUAUUAACGUAAUGCACAUACCGCUUAUUUUUCCUAACAGAGUCUCUUUUUCUGAAGGUUAAUAACUCGGUAGUGAGGAGGUUUGUUUCGUCGUGUUGCGAUCUGACGACCCCUCCUCUUGCCUGUGAACGCCUCCCUCCGCAUCAUUUUAUCAUCUCAAAAACUUCACCUUCUCUAUAUAUAUAUACACAUUUUAUUUUUUUGCACGUUCACGAGAGGAGGAGGAGGGUUGAUCGACGGUGUUUGUCCGUUAACAGACUGUGCCUUUCCCCGAUGGUGCUGACAAAAAUGAAAAUAAAACACGAGUAGGUUUAUAUUGAUACAUGGGAAUACUGUAAGGUGUGUGUGCGCGUGUGUGUAUAUACUGUGUAUUUGUGCGUGGAUACCUCUGACAUAUGCCAAGAACACAAAAAAUAUGCAGAACUGAUCCUCUCGGAGCCGACAGGACCUAAAAUAUCUAAAAACAAAUCUUAAUAUAAUAGAAAUAAAACAGGGGAACACUCACGACUCUAUAGGUAACGAGUAGAUGUUAUGUAGCAUUAUUUAUUUAUUUCUCUAGGGGCUUAACGCCUGCCUGCAAACACCCCCCCCAUCUCUUUUCUUUUUAUGUUCAUUCUUAUAUGGACGGCAAUAAUGAAGCAAAGUUCCUGUGCAAUCCCUUCACUGUGUUUCUUUUUUUUUCUAAUGUGAAAUUCAGACGUUUACAGUUUUGUUUUUUUGUUUUUUUUUUCUUGAGUGCCCAGGAUUCCCCCCCCCCCCACACCAGUUUUGCGACACCUCUGUAACCGUACUCCAGGAGAUAAACGAUGUUUGGGUUUCACAGUAUAUUAACAUGCUGUUUGUUUUUUGUUUGUUUUGGUUGAUUAUGAAGUUAUGAAGUCAAACUGUAUUUUUUUUUUUUUUUUUUGUGUGUCUUAACACUCACCAGACUUUGAGCCUUUCUAUUUGUCAUAUUUAAUUAAGUUUUUUUUUUUUUUUGGAAUAAAUACUCUAUGUAUAAAUCCUGUGCA
Messenger RNA from Mugil cephalus (flathead mullet), 6738 nucleotides. RefSeq names its product argonaute RISC catalytic component 3b (gene ago3b). Bases 421 to 3057 code for a protein of 878 amino acids. The transcript has 20 exons. Gene Ontology annotation, molecular function: RNA binding; protein binding. Lineage: Eukaryota; Metazoa; Chordata; Actinopteri; Mugiliformes; Mugilidae. Gene Ontology annotation, biological process: regulatory ncRNA-mediated gene silencing; regulation of stem cell proliferation. The record is from RefSeq and is a predicted model, not a curated record.